AUGUCUUACCCGUCUCCGUUCACUCGCAAUGUGUACAUUGCCAGCCUGCCAGAGGACUACUCCGAGAAGGAUCUACUGGAUCUCUUCUCUCCCUUUGGCCGCGUCAUCUCCUGUACAGUGAAGUACGACAAGGAAACUGGACGGUGCAAGGGGUACGGCUUCGUCUUAUUUGAAAAUGAACAGGAUGCGUUGAACGCCGUGAUCGCGCUCCAGGGUCACUCCAUCCAGAGCACACGCGUCCAGGUGCGUUUGGCUCGUCCGGAGGCUUCGGCAAAGAAGAUGUAUCCGGUGAUGAUGCAGCAGCAGCUGAUGAGUGCGUGCAUGCCGUACCAGCCGGUGUACGUCAUGUACGUGCCGUCGCCCAUGUACAGCCCGAUGUCGUUGGUGCAGGGUUGA
This is a messenger RNA of Leishmania mexicana MHOM/GT/2001/U1103, 396 nucleotides long. RefSeq names its product putative RNA-binding protein 5. NCBI's taxonomy places the organism in Eukaryota, Euglenozoa, Kinetoplastea, Trypanosomatida, Trypanosomatidae. The record is from RefSeq and is a predicted model, not a curated record. Bases 1 to 396 code for a protein of 131 amino acids. Gene Ontology annotation, molecular function: RNA binding. The transcript has a single exon.